Molecule: messenger RNA, 2004 nt
Organism: Acromyrmex echinatior (Panamanian leafcutter ant)
Lineage: Eukaryota; Metazoa; Arthropoda; Insecta; Hymenoptera; Formicidae
Product: lipase 3
Biological process (GO): lipid metabolic process
Molecular function (GO): hydrolase activity, acting on ester bonds
Source: RefSeq, a predicted model, not a curated record
CUCUUAUAUAAAUUUACAUUUCUUAGAAGAAAAACUUGAUGAAUUGUUUAGUCUCGAUAAUAUGAAAAUUCGUUUAACUGCUCGAUAUAAUAUUGUAAAAAUUAGUGCAUGGUGUGUUUAUUUCGUUUAAAUCUUAAACCCAGUAACGAGAAGUUGGAUUAAGUAAAAGAUAUUGUUAUACCGAGGUGCAUACAUUGCAUACAUCGCAAUUUAAUAAAAGUGACUGUCUUUCGAAGAAAUGAUUGCGCACUGGUGUUUUGUCUCGCUGCUAUGUUAUGGAUUCGUCGUUCAAAUAAAUGGUCUAUUUCGCACCCGCGGAAUAUUCUCUCCGAGAACCGAAUCCAAUCUAUUGGUCGAAAAUAAAGUAAAACAGAAUGGUUACCCUUUUGAACUUCACCAUGUAACAACUGAUGACGGGUACAUAUUGGCUGUUCAUCGGAUACCUAAUCGCUCGAAUACAACUAUUGAGAAUAAUCGAGUAGUAUUGAUCAUGCACGGAUUAUUGGGAUGUUCGAUGGAUUGGCUGAUAACGGGUCCGAAUCGAUCACUCGCUUAUCUCCUGGCUGACGAUGGCUAUGAUGUGUGGCUCGGUAACUCCCGUGGAACCACCAAUUCGAAGAACCACACGAAUCUUUCCAUAAGCAGCGCUAAAUUCUGGGAUUUCAGCUGGCACGAGAUGGGUAUAUACGAUUUGCCGGCUAUGAUAGACUAUAUAUUAUAUCAAACUGGCCAAAAGCAGCUGUUCUACGUAGGCUUUUCUCAAGGAACAACGCAAUUUUGGGUCCUUACGUCCCUCAGGCCAGAAUACAAUAAGAAAAUCAAACUUAUGUCCGCUCUAGCCCCUGUGGCUUACACCGGACAUAUUGGCGGUUUGCUGAGACCUUUGAGUUAUUUCGCGAAUUAUUUUAAGGGAUUUUACAAGUACACUGGAUAUUUUGAAAUGUUAGCGAAUACGGAAUUAGAGAAAUUCGUAACGCACAUCUUAUGCCAGAAAGACGUUUUCACUCAACCAUUGUGCCAACUGUUAGUGUCCAUGAUCGGAGGUUUUAGCAUCGGAGAGACGGAUUACGCACACUUGGAGGAUUAUCUGCAAUUUGCACCAGCAGGAUGCUCGUUCAAGCAAUUGGUUCACUAUGCAUUGGGCAUUCAGAAUCCAGGACAUUUUCGGCCUUACGAUUAUGGCACAUUACCAAAUCUCAAGUUUUACAAGCGAUUCGUUCCGCCGGAGUAUCCCAUGGAAAAAAUCACGGCUCCCGUAAUUUUGUAUAACGGCUUGAAUGAUAUUUUGGCUGCUCCAAAUGUAAUUAAAUGCAUCACUAAUUUGCCGUUGUGUAUACAAAUGAACGAAAGGAAGAUACUCUGUUGUCUUUUCAAUCUUGCAUAAAAUAUCAAAUAACAUUUUAUCAUUUAUAAUAUUUUAGGAUGUUGAGAUAUUAAAUAGAAAAUUGCCGAAUAUUUUGGAAAAAUAUACAGUGACGCUAAGGAGAUUGAAUCACUUCGAUUUCGUAUACGGUUUGCACGUACGACAGCUCGUUUAUGAUCAUCUUAUGGAAAGAAUGAAUUCCAUACCGUAAAGAUACCUAAUUAAUUUGAUUAAAUGCCUGGUAUCCUUUGCAAUUUUGACGUGACUAGGAGUUGCUUCAGGGAAGACACGAAAACUUCAAUUAAUUUUGCAUUAAUUUUAUUUCACGUUCGUCUUUCUCGUAAUCGUAUAAAUUUUGAUUACGUGUUCCUUUUUUUAGGAAAGAAAGAUAGACUUUUGUACAUUAGAGCAAGUAAUAUUAGAGUCUAUAACAUAAAGCUAUCAGUACCUACUAUUUAUUACUCAGUACCUACUCAGUACCUACUAUUUAGUAUUAUGACUUUAAUAUACUAUCUGAGAUAAAAGAUUGAGAACGCGUAUUCAAAAUUGCAACUGUACCACAAUGCUGUUUAUGUUGACGAACCGAAUCAUAGUAAAACGUUGAAGUCCAGUAGAAGCCAGUAGAAGAUGCUGAAACAAAA